AUGUCUCGAAAUAUUUUGAUCCUUGUUUUCAUCAUCGCCAUUUGUUUUGCAAGCAACGUCACUUCCAAAAAGAUUGCGCUUACUGGCUUCAAGUAUAAGAGUCCUUCUCCAACCAAAACCUCCAUUUCGUCAAGCAUCAAAGUCUCCACGAAAGCACCUGCGCCAACUACCCCUCCACAAAAAGUAGAUUUUCCGACAUUUCAAGUCGUCAAACGAGAAACAGUGGUCGAAUCAUGCGGCAACUAUCAAAUUCCAAAUUUUGAUCUCGAAUUAUAUUCCGGAGAAAGUUGUGAUGUCGACGAAUAUGGAUUAAUGUUUGGAGUUUGCUAUGCUGGUAUUUCGGAUCCGAGGAGUUGUGGUUGGCCAGGGGUCUGUGUCGACAAGCAUGCUUGUACAAGUAGUUGUGGAAGAACAUCAGUUCCAAACAUAAGUGUUACAACUUGCGGUGGCACCAACGAUGGAAACGAUUAUUGCGCCAUGUGGUAUCUCGUAUCGGAUACAUAUGUCUAUACAUCCAUCCUAUGUAGUGAUAAACAAAGUUGGCAAACUUGGGAAGCCACUUUUGUCACACCGAUCUCAGUAGAUCUCGUCACCUAUUUUUCUACCACCACAAUAACUCCAGAAAAGUCAGAAACGUCAGCAACGCCAACAACUACAAUGUCAUCGAAAAGUUCAAGCACACUGACCAUCUCAAUUGGAAGCCCAACCGACGAAGGCAACAGCGCUGCCGAUACAGAUUCUCCUAAUAGUAAUCACUCCUUGGGUGCCAUCAUUGGUGGAAUCUUGGGUGGAAUUGGUGCUGUCUCAAUUUUGGGGUUUCUUGCCUGGUUCUUUCAUCAUCGCAGAGAGUCAAAGAAAAGAGCCAGCAGAGCACUUGCAUAUGACCCUGGGCAUUCUUCCUCUGAAGAUCAUGACUUGCCCAAUGCAGUGAGUGCGACUCAAGCGGAAUCUGUUCAUCACUCCGUCAGGUCGUCGAAGCCCCCCGGAAGCCCUAGCCAAGGAUAUGUCCCGACGGGAUAUACAGAUAGUCCACUUGGUAGUCCGAACAUUGAUAAUGGCAGUAUACAUACCGGUGGAAUACUGACUCCAAGCGCUAUGAGUCCAAGUAUGAGUCCGAGUUUCAUGGUACCGGGUGACGCACAAAGUAUGCAUAGUGCUUAUGCUGAUCAGCCUCUGUAUGAGAUGCAUGCCGAUCAAAUUGUUCAUGAGAUGCCUGCCGAUCCCAUCGGACCUAAAGAGUUACCAGCAUGA
Messenger RNA from Botrytis fragariae, 1251 nucleotides. RefSeq lists its product as uncharacterized. The transcript is spliced from 2 exons. The record is from RefSeq and is a predicted model, not a curated record. NCBI's taxonomy places the organism in Eukaryota, Fungi, Ascomycota, Leotiomycetes, Helotiales, Sclerotiniaceae. The coding region runs from base 1 to 1251 and encodes 416 amino acids.